AUGGGAAGCAAGCCUGGUUUUGAGCAAGAGCAUGUCCUCAUCGGCCGCUACAACCAAAACACUAUUUCGUGGGGCCUGAUUACCCUUCUGGUGUCUGUAUUGAUAGAAAACACCGCAUUGCGUCCACUUCCAUACAUCCAGUAUGAAUCGGGUCUCCCACAUGGCUGGGAAGUCCGCCACUCAAAUUCCAAAAACCUCCCUUACUACUUCAACCCUGCUACCAAAGAAUCGCGAUGGGAACCCCCCACCGGCACGGACACCGAGAAGCUCAAGGUAUACAUGGCGGAGCACCACAGCGGCCCCGCUGACCGUUACGCUUCGGGUGGCAGCGGUGGCGGCUCUGUUGAGGGCAAAAUCCGCGCUAGCCAUCUUCUGAUCAAACAUCGCGAGAGUCGACGGCCGAGCAGCUGGCGGGAGUCUGAGAUCACACGCUCUAAGGAGGAGGCAUUGGAGAUCUUGCGCGGUCAUGAGCGGCGUAUCAGAGCUGGGGAGGCGACGCUAGGGGACAUUGCGAUGUCGGAAUCGGAUUGUAGUAGUGCAAGGAAGAAGGGUGAUUUUGUUCAAUGA
Histoplasma capsulatum G186AR is the source of this 567-nucleotide messenger RNA. Its product is annotated as peptidyl-prolyl cis-trans isomerase ssp-1. Gene Ontology annotation, cellular component: nucleus; cytosol. Gene Ontology annotation, molecular function: protein binding; peptidyl-prolyl cis-trans isomerase activity. Lineage: Eukaryota; Fungi; Ascomycota; Eurotiomycetes; Onygenales; Ajellomycetaceae. The transcript is spliced from 4 exons. Bases 1 to 567 code for a protein of 188 amino acids. The record is from RefSeq and is a predicted model, not a curated record.